This is a messenger RNA of Phalaenopsis equestris, 7014 nucleotides long. Its product is annotated as pre-mRNA-processing-splicing factor 8A. The transcript is spliced from 24 exons. Gene Ontology annotation, molecular function: U5 snRNA binding; pre-mRNA intronic binding; U6 snRNA binding. Bases 11 to 6799 code for a protein of 2262 amino acids. Lineage: Eukaryota; Viridiplantae; Streptophyta; Magnoliopsida; Asparagales; Orchidaceae. Gene Ontology annotation, cellular component: U5 snRNP; catalytic step 2 spliceosome. Gene Ontology annotation, biological process: spliceosomal tri-snRNP complex assembly; mRNA splicing, via spliceosome. The record is from RefSeq and is a predicted model, not a curated record.
UCAUGGUGACAUGACAUCGAAAAAAUUCCGGCAUGAUAAGCGUGUUUAUCUUGGUGCUUUAAAAUUUGUCCCUCAUGCAGUCUAUAAACUUCUGGAGAAUAUGCCUAUGCCCUGGGAACAGGUUCGAAAUGUGAAAAUACUUUAUCAUAUCACUGGUGCUAUCACAUUUGUCAAUGAGAUACCAUGGGUUGUUGAACCGAUCUAUUUAGCACAGUGGGGCUCAAUGUGGAUCAUGAUGCGAAGAGAAAAAAGAGACCGAAGGCAUUUCAAAAGAAUGAGAUUUCCUCCAUUUGAUGAUGAAGAGCCUCCAUUAGAUUAUGCUGAUAACCUGUUGGAUGUUGAUCCACUGGAGGCUAUCCAACUGGAAUUAGAUGAAGAAGAGGAUUCUGCUGUAUAUACUUGGUUCUAUGACCACAAACCUCUUGUAAAAACUAAGCUUAUUAAUGGUCCUAGUUACAGGAGAUGGCAUCUCUCUCUUCCAAUAAUGGCGACUCUUCAUAGAUUAGCAGGGCAAUUGCUUUCUGAUUUAAUUGAUCGGAACUAUUUCUACUUGUUUGACAUGGAAUCAUUCUUCACAGCGAAAGCAUUGAAUAUGUGCAUACCUGGCGGUCCAAAAUUUGAGCCUUUGUAUCGUGACAUGGAAAAAGGGGAUGAGGAUUGGAAUGAAUUCAAUGACAUAAAUAAGCUAAUUAUUCGUCAGCCACUGAGGACAGAAUAUAGAAUAGCGUUCCCUCAUCUUUACAACAAUAGGCCCAGAAAAGUGAAGCUCUGUGUUUACCAUGUUCCAAUGGUAAUGUACAUUAAGACAGAGGAUCCUGAUUUACCUGCAUUCUACUAUGAUCCUUUAAUAAACCCCAUAACUUCUGUCAACAAAGUUGAUCGGAGAGAGAAAAAGGUGCUUGAUGAAGAAGAUGAGGAAGAUUUCUUCCUUCCAGAAGGCGUGGAACCUUUGUUGCAGGACACCCAACUUUAUACGGAUACUACAGCUGCGGGCAUUUCACUUUUGUUUGCACCUCGUCCAUUCAACACAAGAUCUGGUCGCAUGAGACGCGCCGAGGAUAUUCCUCUUGUAUCAGAAUGGUAUAAGGAACAUUGUCCCCCAUCCUAUCCAGUAAAAGUUCGUGUGAGUUACCAAAAGUUGUUAAAAUGCUAUGUACUGAAUGAGCUACAUCACAGACCUCCAAAAGCACAGAAGAAGAAACACUUGUUUCGGUCUCUUCAAGCUACCAAGUUCUUCCAGAGCACCGAGCUUGAUUGGGUCGAAGCAGGGCUACAAGUUUGCAAGCAGGGUUAUAAUAUGUUAAAUCUGCUGAUUCAUAGAAAAAAUCUCAACUAUCUUCACCUUGAUUACAAUUUCAAUUUGAAGCCUGUUAAAACUCUCACCACAAAGGAGCGAAAAAAGUCACGUUUUGGAAAUGCUUUUCAUCUAUGUCGAGAAAUUUUGCGAUUGACCAAACUUGUUGUGGAUGCUAAUGUUCAGUUUCGGUUGGGAAAUGUUGAUGCAUUUCAGUUGGCUGAUGGUUUGCAGUACACUUUUUCACAUGUGGGUCAAUUGACUGGAAUGUACCGCUACAAGUACCGAUUGAUGAGGCAGAUUAGGAUGUGCAAGGACUUGAAGCAUUUGAUUUACUAUCGUUUCAAUACUGGUCCUGUUGGAAAAGGGCCUGGUUGUGGAUUUUGGGCACCAAUGUGGAGAGUGUGGCUGUUUUUUUUGCGUGGUAUUGUGCCAUUGUUGGAGAGGUGGCUAGGUAACUUGCUUGCACGUCAGUUUGAAGGUCGACAUUCCAAAGGAGUUGCCAAGACAGUCACAAAGCAGCGUGUUGAGAGCCACUUUGACUUGGAGCUGCGAGCCGCUGUUAUGCAUGAUGUUUUGGAUGCAAUGCCUGAGGGCAUUAAGCAGAACAAGGCUAGGACAAUCCUACAACACCUUAGUGAAGCAUGGCGUUGCUGGAAAGCCAACAUACCCUGGAAAGUCCCUGGACUUCCAGUUCCCAUUGAGAACAUGAUUCUUCGUUAUGUGAAAUCCAAAGCUGAUUGGUGGACAAAUGUUGCUCACUACAAUCGUGAACGUAUUCGAAGAGGUGCAACAGUUGACAAGACCGUUUGCCGCAAGAAUCUGGGAAGAUUGACCCGUUUAUGGUUGAAGGCUGAGCAGGAAAGACAACAUAAUUAUUUGAAAGAUGGUCCUUAUGUAACUCCUGAAGAAGCUGUUGCUAUAUACACAACAACAGUGCAUUGGUUGGAAUCUAGGAAGUUCUCUCCUAUACCAUUUCCACCACUAUCUUACAAACAUGAUACUAAGCUUCUUAUUCUGGCUUUGGAGAAGCUAAAAGAGUCUUACAGUGUGGCGGUGAGAUUAAAUCAACUUCAGAGGGAAGAAUUGGGUCUUAUUGAACAAGCCUAUGAUAAUCCACAUGAAGCAUUAUCAAGGAUUAAGCGUCACUUGCUUACUCAGCGUGCUUUUAAAGAGGUUGGCAUUGAAUUCAUGGAUCUGUAUAGUUAUCUCAUCCCUGUUUAUGAAAUUGAACCUCUUGAAAAGAUUACGGAUGCAUACCUUGAUCAAUAUUUAUGGUAUGAGGGUGACAAGAGACAUCUGUUUCCAAACUGGAUUAAGCCUGCUGAUUCAGAACCACCCCCGCUUCUUGUGUACAAGUGGUGUCAAGGUAUAAACAAUUUGCUGGGCAUAUGGGACACAAAUGAUGGACAAUGUGUUGUUAUGCUUCAGACGAAAUUUGAGAAAUUCUUUGAGAAGAUUGAUUUGACCAUGUUAAAUAGGCUUCUUCGCUUGGUCCUUGACCACAAUAUUGCUGAUUAUGUUACUGCGAAGAACAAUGUGGUUUUGUCUUACAAGGACAUGAGCCAUACAAACUCCUAUGGCCUCAUCCGUGGUUUGCAGUUUGCAUCAUUUGUUGUACAAUAUUAUGGACUUGUACUUGACCUCCUGCUUCUUGGUCUAACCAGAGCCAGUGAAAUUGCUGGUCCUCCUCAGAUGCCCAAUGAGUUCAUUACCUUCUCAGAUACUAAAGUUGAGACUCGGCAUCCCAUUCGUCUAUAUUCACGCUAUAUAGAUAAAGUUCACAUAUUGUUCCGAUUCACUCAUGAAGAAGCAAGAGACCUUAUACAGCGCUAUCUGACCGAGCAUCCAGAUCCUAACAAUGAAAAUAUGGUUGGAUAUAAUAAUAAAAAAUGUUGGCCAAGAGAUGCAAGAAUGAGGCUUAUGAAACAUGAUGUCAACCUCGGCAGAAGUGUUUUCUGGGAUAUGAAAAAUCGUCUGCCUCGAAGCAUCACAACACUGGAGUGGGAGAACAGCUUUGUAUCUGUUUACAGCAAGGACAAUCCAAAUUUGCUCUUCAGCAUGUGUGGCUUUGAGGUUCGCAUCUUGCCAAAGAUUAGAAUGACUCAAGAGGCAUUCAGUAACACCAAAGAUGGAGUUUGGAACCUGCAGAAUGAGCAAACCAAGGAGAGAACAGCAAUAGCUUUCCUAAGAGUUGAUGAUGAGCACAUGAAGGUAUUUGAGAAUCGUGUGAGGCAGAUUCUUAUGUCUUCUGGAUCAACAACUUUUACAAAGAUAGUCAACAAAUGGAACACUGCCCUUAUUGGGCUUAUGACAUAUUUCCGUGAAGCAACUGUGCAUACUCAGGAACUUUUAGAUUUGCUGGUCAAGUGUGAAAAUAAAAUCCAGACACGUAUAAAGAUUGGAUUGAACUCAAAAAUGCCCAGCAGAUUUCCUCCUGUAAUUUUUUAUACACCAAAGGAGAUUGGGGGCCUUGGCAUGUUGUCAAUGGGACAUAUUUUGAUUCCUCAGAGUGACCUUAGGUAUAGCCAGCAAACAGAUGUGGGGGUGACUCAUUUCCGGAGUGGUAUGAGCCAUGAAGAGGACCAGCUUAUUCCUAACCUUUACCGCUACAUACAGCCUUGGGAAAGUGAGUUCAUUGAUUCACAACGUGUAUGGGCGGAGUACGCGUUAAAGAGACAGGAAGCACAGUCACAAAAUAGGCGCUUGACACUUGAGGAUCUCGAGGACUCUUGGGAUAGGGGAAUCCCAAGGAUUAACACUCUCUUCCAGAAAGAUCGUCAUACCUUGGCAUAUGACAAAGGUUGGCGGGUUCGCACUGAUUUUAAACAGUACCAAGUCUUAAAGCAGAACCCAUUUUGGUGGACUCAUCAAAGGCAUGAUGGCAAGCUGUGGAAUCUUAAUAAUUACAGAACAGAUGUUAUCCAAGCAUUGGGAGGAGUUGAGGGAAUAUUGGAGCACACAUUAUUUAAAGGCACAUAUUUCCCAACUUGGGAAGGUCUCUUUUGGGAGAAAGCUUCAGGUUUUGAAGAGUCUAUGAAGUACAAGAAAUUAACUAAUGCGCAACGGUCUGGCUUAAAUCAAAUUCCAAACCGUAGGUUUACCUUGUGGUGGUCCCCUACCAUAAAUAGAGCAAAUGUUUAUGUAGGCUUCCAGGUGCAGCUUGACUUAACUGGGAUAUUCAUGCAUGGAAAGAUCCCAACUUUAAAGAUAUCUUUGAUUCAAAUUUUUCGUGCCCAUCUUUGGCAAAAGAUUCAUGAGAGUGUUGUUAUGGAUCUUUGCCAAGUUCUGGAUCAGGAGUUGGAUGCUUUAGAAAUUGAUACAGUGCAAAAAGAAACAAUACAUCCAAGGAAGAGUUACAAGAUGAACAGCUCAUGUGCUGACAUCCUAUUGUUUGCUGCUCAUAAAUGGCCAAUGUCUAAGCCUAGCUUGGUUGCUGAGUCCAAGGAUGUAUUUGAUCAGAAGGCAAGUCAAAAAUAUUGGAUAGAUGUGCAGCUUAGGUGGGGAGAUUAUGAUUCGCAUGAUAUAGAGCGGUAUACGAGGGCAAAAUUUAUGGAUUAUACCACUGAUAACAUGUCAAUUUAUCCAUCACCGACUGGUGUCAUGAUUGGGCUUGAUUUGGCAUACAACUUGCACUCAGCUUUUGGCAAUUGGUUCCCAGGGUCAAAGCCAUUAUUGGCUCAAGCGAUGAAUAAGAUUAUGAAGUCAAAUCCAGCCUUGUACGUUUUGAGGGAGCGGAUAAGGAAAGGUCUGCAACUUUAUUCAUCUGAACCUACAGAACCAUACCUUUCAUCACAGAACUACGGUGAAAUAUUCAGUAACCAGAUUAUCUGGUUUGUUGAUGAUACAAAUGUGUAUCGGGUUACCAUCCACAAAACUUUUGAGGGAAAUCUCACCACAAAGCCCAUUAAUGGUGCAAUCUUUAUAUUCAACCCAAGAACAGGCCAGCUAUUUCUUAAGGUUAUUCACACCAGUGUGUGGGCUGGCCAGAAGCGUCUUGGUCAACUUGCAAAGUGGAAAACAGCAGAGGAAGUAGCUGCCCUCGUGCGAUCCUUACCUGUUGAAGAGCAGCCAAAGCAAAUAAUUGUGACAAGGAAGGGGAUGUUGGAUCCACUGGAGGUCCACUUGCUUGAUUUCCCCAACAUAGUGAUCAAGGGAAGUGAGCUGCAGCUCCCCUUCCAGGCUUGCUUGAAAAUUGAGAAGUUCGGUGACUUGAUUCUGAAGGCCACUGAACCCCAAAUGGUUCUUUUCAACAUUUAUGAUGAUUGGCUCAAAAGCAUUUCUUCAUAUACUGCCUUCUCUCGCUUGAUUCUCAUACUGCGUGCACUUCAUGUCAACAAUGAGAAGGCGAAGAUGUUGUUGAAGCCUGACAAGACAAUCGUUACUGAACCACACCAUAUUUGGCCAUCACUGACUGAUGACCAGUGGAUGAAGGUAGAAGUUGCUCUGAGGGAUCUGAUUCUCUCCGACUAUGCAAAGAAGAACAAUGUGAACACCUCAGCGCUGACGCAGUCUGAAAUACGCGAUAUCAUACUUGGUGCUGAGAUUACUCCACCAUCACAGCAGAGGCAGCAGAUUGCUGAAAUUGAAAAACAGGCCAAAGAAGCAAGCCAAUUGACUGCAGUAACAACCCGAACAACAAAUGUUCACGGUGAUGAACUUAUUGUCACAACGACUAGUCCGUAUGAACAAGCUGCAUUUGGAUCCAAAACCGAUUGGAGAGUGAGGGCUAUUUCAGCCACAAAUCUGUAUCUGCGUGUCAAUCAUAUUUAUGUUAACUCGGAUGACAUCAAGGAAACUGGUUACACGUAUAUCAUGCCUAAGAACAUAUUGAAGAAAUUUAUCUGCAUAGCUGAUCUUAGAACCCAAAUUGCUGGAUAUCUGUACGGUCUAAGCCCCCAGGAUAAUCCACAAGUGAAGGAAAUCCGUUGUAUUGUAAUGCCACCACAAUGGGGAAGUCACCAGCAUGUCAACCUCCCAUCUGCUCUUCCUGAACACGAGUUCUUAAACGAUCUGGAGCCAUUGGGAUGGAUGCAUACCCAGCCAAAUGAGCUUCCCCAGCUAUCUCCUCAGGAUGUUACAUCCCACGCCCGGAUUCUGGAGAACAACAAACAAUGGGAUGGUGAAAAAUGCAUCGUUCUUACCUGCAGCUUCACGCCAGGUUCCUGCUCCUUGACCGCCUACAAACUUACACCCACUGGUUAUGAAUGGGGGCGUUCAAAUAAGGAUACUGGAAGCAACCCACACGGCUACCUACCUACCCACUAUGAGAAGGUACAGAUGCUCCUCAGCGAUCGUUUCUUGGGGUACUACAUGGUUCCAGACAAUGGUCCCUGGAACUAUAACUUCAUGGGCGUGAAGCAUACGGCGAGCAUGAAGUAUGGCGUCAAGCUCGGCGCGCCGCGAGAUUAUUACCAUGAAGAUCACAGGCCUACUCAUUUCCUGGAGUUUAGUAAUUUAGAAGGUGAAAUUGCCGAAUUGGAGAGGGAGGAUAAGUUUUCUUAAGAGUCGAGGUUGAGGGAGUAUUCUUCUUUUCUUCUGUUUGAGGGUGGCAGCCUUUUAGAAUGGAAGUAUGUUGCAUUAGUGUAAAUAAAUGUGCUGAUUUUCGUCUAACGAGCAUGAUGUUUUUGUUUGCCGGCUAUGUUUAUAUAGAUAUUUGGAUUAUACGACUAUAAAGAAUGUGACAUUAAUGGUUUAUUUGGGGUGGUUUCGUCGCUGUU